UAUAGAAGAGAUAAGUUUAAACAAUUAUUACAGUACUGAUAUGCCUUAUUUGUAAGACCUGAGGUGUUUUAAAACUGCAGAUUACAUCAAUGGUGUUUCGUUUCCUGACUCCGCCAUUAUUGAAUUUAUGAGUGAAAUGACGAGAAGCGGUGAUAAUACAAGUUUAGGAGGAGAAGAAACCUCACUUAUCAAUAAGAAGUCAGAUAUUGGUCAACAUUUUUUACGUGCUGCACGUGCUGGAAAUAUUCAAAAGCUUCUAAUACUAAUCAAUGAUCAUAAUGCAGAUGUGCAUGCCUGUAACGCUAAUGGUUUGAAUGCUCUCCAUUUGGCUUCAAAAGAAGGCCAUGCAGACGUUGUACGUGUAUUAAUUGAACGGGGCGCAAGACCGAAUACUGCCACAAAAAAGGGAAAUACAGCUUUACAUAUUGCAAGUUUAGCUGGUCAAUUUGAAGUAGUCAAAUUGUUAUUAGAAGCUGGAGCUGAAGUGAAUGUUCAGGCUCAGGUUAGUUUAUAA
Messenger RNA from Schistosoma turkestanicum, 514 nucleotides. The record is from the annotation of a GenBank genome assembly. Lineage: Eukaryota; Metazoa; Platyhelminthes; Trematoda; Strigeidida; Schistosomatidae.